Molecule: messenger RNA, 3847 nt
Organism: Amoebophrya sp. A25
Lineage: Eukaryota; Dinophyceae; Syndiniales; Amoebophryaceae
Source: the annotation of a GenBank genome assembly
AUGAGCACUGGCAGCAGCGACGAUGGACCUAAAGAGAAGAAGACGCGGGUCUACAACCUGGCCGCUUUGGAUGACGACAAGGAAGACGACGUUGAAGCAGCGAAGGUCCCUUCUUCAAAACCGCACAAGAAGCGUGAGGGGGAACAGAAGGAUCCAGCGUCUAAAGGAAGCAAGACGAAAGCGAAGCAGCAGGAGGACAGCGCGCCAGUUGUUGUCGCUGCAGCAUCGGCGGAAGACAUUCUCUCUCGGUACAAAAAGAAGAAUAUUUCUACGAUGGACAGUUCGGAUCAGGGAGCCCCGACCAAGAAGGCAAAAAAGGGUGUCGCAGAAUCAAGUCCACCGGCGAGCAAGAGCUCUAAAGGGUCGAAAGACUCUGAUCAAAAAUCGUCUGUGCCAACGAAGAAGGCCGCGAAGGAAAAGCGCUACCGAGACGAGGAUGACUAUGGUCGAAGUGACGAUGACCGUCAUGGCUCGGCACCGGAGAGCAAGAGCAAAAAGACCUCCAUUCAACAGAAAUCCUCUGUGGACCCAGCGGUGAGCAAGAAGGCGAAGAAAGCCGCUAGGGGUGAUUCGCGGUCGGUGUCACAGCGUGGACGUCGACAGGAGAAGACCUCCAAAACGAACGAGAAGGAGACCACUACAACGGGCACAUCGAAAAAGACCGCUCCUGAGCUCAAAAGCAAGAGUGCUAAAAAUGCCCCGACCACGUCGAAGCAGAGUGACCCGCUUCCGUCGAGUCGUGCCAAGAAUGCCCCGAACACGUCGAAGCAGAGUGAUCCGCUUCCGUCGAGUCGAGGAAGCAAGCAAUCUUCGGGCAUUGUACUGCAAACGCGCAAGCAGGUACAGGAGAAGAACGUACAGGGGAACAACUCUUCCGGCGCGAACUCGGCAGCUAGCCUGCAGCCUCGCACCAAAAAAGAUAAGGACACCAAGAACUUGCAGUCUAGUGCUUCAGGCUCGGCAAGCACCAACCGGGCACGCAGUGCGAAUAGCACUGACCACCUGUUGGUGCCUUCGGACGUUACGUUUGUGGAAGAGCCCUUCAAGUCCAAUCGGUCAAGUUCCGUACCCUCUGUGGAUGACGACUUCGUGUCGGCUGACGAGGAUGACGACGCGCUGGUGUCGGCAGCGUCUGCUUGUCGACCGUCUCUCUCGCAAUCGCCGCGUGGUCGCGGCGACUCGAGAGGAAGACCGCAACAAGGUCGCGGAGGAGGAGCAAAAGCAGCGCCGAAUAAGAAAAACGCAGCGAAGCCAGCCUCUGGAACGAACCAGCGUGCUCAGAACUCCUCAAGAGCUAGAGUGGAGGGCAAACCGAACAAGCGCACUGCAGCUGCUGUGACUGGUAGGGACACCGAAAGCAAGCCCAGCACGAACGGCAAGGUCACACUGACCAAAAAAACUGACAGUCGCGAAACGAAGCAAGGAAACCCUGACAAGGGUACGAAGGCAAAGGCGCAAGCAAGGCAGGCUGACUCACGAGAAAGAGAUGAUGGAGCGAGACCACCACAACCUGAGAAUAUGAAGAGCAAGGCUGGGCGUGUGUACAACGCUGGCAGCACAAGUGGUGUUCCUGCCAACGGGCGUAGCGACUCGCGCGCCCGCUUACCGGAGAGGCGGCAAGAACCGUCUUCUGAACGCGAUACCAGGGUGAAGCGUCGUAGGAAAGGCGACUGCGUCGGCACGUUUGACCCGACUCUAGUCAGGGAACACUUUGAUAACAUGCGUGGCGACGCUGCGUGCCAAGGCGAAGGUGGCAGAGGUCAUCCAGACCGCGUCGGCACCUUCGAUCCUGCAUGCAUCGAAAGGCAGAAGUCACGAAAGACUGCGACGAUGAACAACCCUUUUGGCAAUCUGGAAACGGUCGAAGAAGAUCCGGCGGAGGACGAUGCAAGCCCUUCGUCGCGGGCUGGUAGUUCUCGUGCAACAGGUAUGGCCGCUGCUGGUGUAGGUAGUUCAUCUUUUGGUGCCACAUCAGGUGCUGGAGGAAGUUCGGAUAACAUGAAACAGAUCCAGUACACCCGCAUAGUACGCAAGAAGAUCGUGCCCCACGAGGAGAAAGACAAGGGCUUCAAGGACUUCCGAAAACGCCGUAUUCGUGAAUUUGAGGUGCUAUACAGGGAGAAAAUUCAAAAGGGGGAGGAACUUCUCUAAGUAGUUGCAGCAGAUAGCUGUUGGGAUUCCGACCGAUGGAUUUUCAGAAGACUAAGUACGUGAACUAUCAUUGUUGACUAUUUGUGGGAGUGGAAGACUUCUUACCUUUACCUCGAUGAAAUCUUCAUUAUUUCGUCAUAUAUUGUGUCUUCCUGAUUGAUGUCCUGGUAGAAAAAGAAACUCAGUUUCUGCCAUAGCGCCCUUCGAACAAAGUGCGACUUCGUACUAUUCGAAAGUGACGCACGGAUUACCCCUACGACAGAAAAAUCGAAGAAGAACGAGAAAAUAGAAAUGUAUUCACUUAUAGAAAUUGAUCAUCAGAUGAAAACUUCCCGUCCCCGCUAUUAUCCACGUUGUUCGGCAUGUUCAUAUUACUAGUCGAUCGUAUUUCAUGAUUGUAAUUUCCCUGUCAUGUUGUUAGGCUUUUGCUCAUCGUCCAUAACCCCUGACUCGCUGACCCAGACAUACAUGAUACAUAUAGGUGAGGUGUCGUUGUGCCAUGCGCAACAUCACUCUCAUUGUUCUCUCGCAUGAGGGAGCAUAGUUAUUCAAAUGAGGCACGCCGUAGUUGCUAUUGAGUCGUAAGAAUCUAGCAUGAGCUUUAUGGUUGGUGUCGACUGUCGAGCCACUGGAAAUCUAAAGAUGAACAAGUGUACCAAGAUUAGUACUGCUGUUCACUCGACGUGAUAAUGCUGAAUAAGGGUUGCGAAUUGCUACAGCUACGGCUUAAGACACUGCAAUAGACGCGGUUUGCGUAAUCGGGCACAGCGUUCUCGUUUCAAGGAAAAAUCAGACUUGUGACUACGGAGCCAAAUUGCGUAAACUCUGUAACCCACACUACGCAUAUGACUGUGUCAUUGAGUAUGUAAAUCCUCUCUUCGGCGGGGCUUGGUUUUGAAUCUGAUUUUUUUGAAGUCUAGGAUGUUGCCGUACUAGGACAUGGCGGCUUAGAAGCCCAUCUUCAUCUAAUGAACUCGUUUGCGACCCGAAGUUAUGUUUGAUCUGUUGGAUCAUAUUCGUACGCAGCAAUUGCAUCCGCUCAGUUCUAUCAUCACCAUGCAACAGCUUUGAAUACCUCACUUCAAGGUCAGUGUCUUUCUUGCUGGCAUUCUUUUCUUCGUCUGCAAGAAAAGUAGCGGAUAUUUGGAGUCAUCCACCACAUCACGGGAAGGGUGGAUGACAGAACUCAGUCCAACGUUGCCCCCAUGCUGUUACGUACAUAGAGCGCAGUGAAGAAUACACAUGUCUGGUAUUAUAUUAAUACCUUUUUUGAUGACUUUUUCUUUUUCCCUAUGCCCCCCUUCAUCGUGUUGUUGGUUGUAUCCCCCUCUUACUUUAUUUAUUAGUUAUCAUGUGGAUCUAGAACUAGAGUUGGACAUGGUUUUCCCCUCUGAAGAUUCCUAACAUCAGCAUCACUGACUCCUACAUGAUGUUCCAGAACUACAACACUGGCACUGCAGUUUGGGUUUUAUCUUUUCCCUCCCAUCAUGUUCAUGACCAGCUCCAGCAUCAGACUGGGUCUUGGUGCAGAAUGCCUUUUGACUUCGAGUUCUCCAUCAGAAAUUCUUUUCUAUUCGCUGUUGCUGUCCAGAGGACGAAUGUUUUCCUCUUCUUGUACGUUGUUAUGAAAUUCGUAGCCUUAUCGGUGAGUAACGAUAAAAUUUUAAAGCAUAUUAUGAAGUGGUGAUAAAUCCGG